Porites evermanni is the source of this 1847-nucleotide messenger RNA. NCBI's taxonomy places the organism in Eukaryota, Metazoa, Cnidaria, Anthozoa, Scleractinia, Poritidae. The record is from the annotation of a GenBank genome assembly.
AUGCCCUCUGACUGUCCUUCUAAACACGCUGGUCAUAAUCGCUGUCAAGACAAGACCAAGGCUUCAGAAUAUGCAUCACUUAAUACUGGCCUCUAUGGCAGGUACAGAUUUGGCAGUGGGUAUAGUUGCCCAGCCAGCGUCCAUCGCCAGAGAAAUUUCACACCAAACAGGUGGAACGCUUUUGAUGUACUGCAACCUAAGCACAUUGACCAUGAUAACAACAACUCUUCUUUCCCUGACGUCUCUUUUUCAUUUGGCGCUAAUUUCCGUAGAGCGUUUGAUAGCAAUGAAAUAUUCCUUAAGAUACAACGACAUCGUGACAAAACGACGUUUAACUGCUGCUGUCGCAUUGUGCUGGCUUUUUGCUGCAAUUAAUUUGACUAUCAGGUUAACUGUAACGCGUAUUACAGACGUUUUUGUGAUGAUCAUUACUCCAAUGAUUUUUACUGUCAUUUUUCAGUUUAUUUUGUUUGUCGUCGCCAUUUGAAUCAGAUCAAAUCUGAGCAAACCUCCAGGCAGGCCACAACAAAGUUUUUAGAGGAUCAAAGAGCUUGGAAAACGACCGCUAUUAUUUUAGGUGGUCUUAUUUUAUCGUUUCUGCUAGAGCUUUUGCGCAACGCAGCCAUGCAACUAUUUUCAUUUCCAUUAUUGAAUAGUAUAGAGCCAAUAGGAUUUUCUUGUGUUCUUAUAACUUCAUUUUUUAAUCCUGUUAUUUACUGCUGGAGGAGCCAGAUUAUUCGUCAAACAAUCAUGCAGCUUAUAGGAAAGAAAGUAAACAACGUAGGAUAAACCACAAAAUCUAUCCUACCGAAUUUUUGAAACUACAUGAAAAAGCCCGAAGAAUAUUCGCACAGCGGAGACCUGGCUAACUAAAGGUUUUUUGUUGUUGCGGUGGAAAUUUUCAUAGGGGGCUUGCCGUCUUGGUCGGUCUGCACAGGUCUCCAGGUAAAUAAAACACUCUUGAAGGCAAAACUACAAAGACAACCAGUGAGGGUCCGCGGGAUCUUUAGUAGACCUGGAUUAGUAAGAUCUUCGAUACCAAAUUUCAAAAUUAGAGCUGCAGUAAACUGAUCCCUACGGCAGGAAGAGUGAUAGGAAAAAUAAAUGAAGAAAACAGAAAUAAAAUGGUGAAUUAUACUUACCCUAGAAACAUGAUUGUAAAGAAGCUGGCAUGCAAAACGUGAACAACACGAAGGUCACUGAAUAUUCUCUCAAAUGACUCAUUGACAACAUCACACUUUUGCAGCACCCUUCCCCCGUUAGCGAUUUACCACUUCAAUUUCAACAACCAACACUUUCUUCAAAUCCACAGGACAGCUAUGGGAACACGAAUGGCACCUUCAUACGCUAACCUAUUCAUCAUGGGAAAAUUGGAACAAUCUGCAAUCGAAAACGACCCUUUCAAACCUUACGUCUGGUGGAGGUUUAUUGAUGACAUCUUCAUGGUGUGGACAGAAGGAGAAGAGCAUCUUCAAACUUUCCUACAUCAUUUAAACUCUAUCCAUCCAACAAUCAAAUUUACACAUGAAUAUUCAAAUUCUUCACACCAAAGUCUUCAAUUCCUAGACGUACAUGUCUAUCUCGACAAUAGCCCAGUAGAAACUGAUCUCCACACAAAUCCCACAGACAAGCACCAAUAUCUUCUAAAAACCUCCUGCCAUCCUGCCCACACAAAGCGCACCAUCACUUUCAGCCUCGCCUUACGUCUGCGUCGCAUCUGCUCCUGCACUGACGAUUUCUUCAAUAAACGCUGCACUGAACUUAUAAACUUUCUGGAACUACGAGGAUACAGCCGCCACUUUGUUAAAAAAGAAAUUAACCGGACACGUAUCAUUUCCACGUCAUGA